Scomber japonicus (chub mackerel) is the source of this 2019-nucleotide messenger RNA. It is a transcript of the gene shc3, whose product is annotated as SHC (Src homology 2 domain containing) transforming protein 3. Gene Ontology annotation, cellular component: plasma membrane. The transcript has 12 exons. Bases 1 to 2019 code for a protein of 672 amino acids. The record is from RefSeq and is a predicted model, not a curated record. Gene Ontology annotation, molecular function: receptor tyrosine kinase binding. Gene Ontology annotation, biological process: intracellular signal transduction; cell surface receptor protein tyrosine kinase signaling pathway. NCBI's taxonomy places the organism in Eukaryota, Metazoa, Chordata, Actinopteri, Scombriformes, Scombridae.
AUGCUUCACCGUACCAAAUACAACCGCUUCAGGAAUGAGUCAGUAACAUCCGUCGAUGAGCUUCUCCACGGCCUGUCCAUGAACCCCAAGGUCUCGGCCACCCCCCAGUCUGCUGCCGAGACAUCUUACACACCCCCGACUGAGGUCCAGCCCUCCUCCACCACCAGUGCUUCCAGCACCCCCACCAGCCACGGCUCUGACCACCUGGAAGAUGGAGGCACCACCCUCUGUACCCUCAUCAACAAGGUGUCCAGCCUGAAAUUCAGCAACUCAGGCAGCUUGCUGGGCAUCAAGGGUCUGCCCUCAGCUGUCAAAGACCUGGCUGUGUCUAAGCUGCAGGGGGGUGGGGGAUCGGGUUCAGGCAGCUCCAGUGGCUCGAGCCCCAGUGCAGCGACGGCAACAGCAGCAGCCUCUGGUGUGGGCGGCUCUCUGUGCAGCUCGGCCUCCCAUUCAACCCCCUGCUCACAGCUGGAGCCAGCCGUCAGCAUGAGCAAGAAGAGUAGGCUGGACGAGCUCCAGCCUGGUGGAGAGGACUGGAAUCCAGGUGGAGGUGGUGGACUAGUUAGCAAACCCUCCAGAGGAUGGCUACACUCAAGCGAGAAGAUCUCCGGUCCAGGAGUGACAUAUAUUGUAAAGUACCUGGGUUGUAUAGAAGUGCUACGGUCAAUGAGAUCUCUGGAUUUCACCACAAGAUCACAGAUAACAAGGGAAGCCAUCAGUCUGGUUUGUGAGGCUGUUCCAGGGACCAAAGGGGCUCUGCGGAAGAGAAAGCCACCGUCCAAAGCUCUGUCCAGUAUCCUGGGAAAGAGCAACCUGCAGUUUGCUGGCAUGUCCAUCAAUCUAAAUAUCUCUACCAGUAGCCUCAACCUGAUGACACCAGACUGCAAACAGAUCAUAGCCAACCAUCAUAUGCAGUCUAUCUCCUUUGCAUCAGGUGGAGACCCUGACACGACAGAUUACGUUGCCUAUGUAGCAAAAGAUCCUGUUAACAGAAGAGCAUGCCACAUCCUGGAGUGCUCUGAUGGUCUGGCCCAGGAUGUCAUCAGCACCAUCGGACAAGCCUUUGACCUUCGCUUCCAGCAGUACCUGCAGUGUCCCUCAACCAAGCUGUCCUCCACACAUGACAGGGUAUUAAACAUGGAGGAAUUACCAUGGACAGAGGAAGAGGAGGAAUCAACAGAGCACCCUUACUAUAACAACAUCCCUGGUAAGAUGCCACCACCUGGCGGCUUCAUCGACACCCGGCUGACCAAUCAGAAUGCAGCCGAUGGAUGCCAGAUGGGCCCAGGCUCAGUCGAUCAGACAUAUUACCAAGGGCGGCACUGUGGAGAAAAUUGGGGAGAUGAGAGAAAGCCCAUCUUUAUACAACAGGGAUCAUUUGAUAUAAGCAAUCUGCCUGAGAGUAAAGGUCAGGCACCAAAAACAGGAGAGAUGCCCACAUAUGUGAACACCCAGCAGAUUGAUGCUCAGGUGCUGGCAGCACUCCAGGCAGAGGCAGAAAAUGUGACAAAAGGCAUGGCAGCUGCAGCCAAAGAAAGCCCACAGAAGGACCUGUUUGACAUGAAGCCCUUCGAGGAUGCCAUUCAGUCUCAGUCCCAUCCGCCGUCCCAGGGGCACGCCCAGUCCCAGGUAUCUAGUCUUCACAAGGCAGCAUCUGUGGACAACUCGAGCCCUCUUCUUGUGCGCUCGCUGGCCUUCCGGGCACAGGAGGAGCUGGAGGGCCAGACAUGGUACCACGGCAAAAUGAGCCGCCGCGAUGCUGAAAAACUGCUGAAAGAAGACGGGGACUUCCUGGUUCGUAAGAGCACUACCAACCCAGGGUCCUAUGUACUGACGGGCAUGCACAAUGGACUUGCCAAACACCUACUGCUGGUGGACCCUGAGGGCACGGUACGGACAAAAGAUCAUAUAUUUGACAGCAUUAGCCACCUUAUUGGCCAUCACCGUGACAACAAUCUGCCGAUUGUGUCAGCUGGGAGUGAACUGUGUCUCUUACAGCCAGUUGGAAGGAAACAGUGA